CCUCACUCGGAACAAAUAUCUCGUAGAUUUGUUGUUUUGUCCCGUUCUAUACCGCUCUUUUGGGCCGCCUCCCUCCGUCGCUCUUCCGUUUCACGCCUCUCAUCCUCCUAUUCCACUGCUCGCGUGUCCUCUCUCGUUGCCUCUUGCUCCUCCAAGCAAGCGAUAAAAAGAGAUAGGCCCGCAGCAGUGCGGACGGCCUCACCCGAGCAGUUCUCGCGAUGAAAGCUUGUCGAAGUCUCCUCUCACCUGUCCCGAUUCCCAUGGUUCCCAAAAAUUACCUCAGAACUCCCUACUCCAAUUCCGUUCCAAUGCUCCUUGAUCAAGCAAGUCAGCCGAUGAUCCAUGUACCAGCCACACAAGUGGUGCAUCACAUAACCGCAUCAGUUCUUUCAAAGGAACAAUGUGAUGAUCUCAAAACUAACCAUCUCAAUAAGGUUGAAAAAUCUGUGCAGGCAACACCAGAUAAGUGGUUAACAGAGGCUGGCAGAUCAUGUUCUGAAGAGAGAGAAAAGCAUGAAUUUAACCAAUACUUGAGAUAUCUCGAAUGCCAGUUGUCUUAUCAGCCCAGUUUAUGGUAUCCAUUCCCUCCUCUUGAUGAGGAAAAGCAAUCGUUACCAGUCUCUGUAGGUCCAGAAGAAACCAGUACCUGUGUAAGUGGAGACAGCAGUGCUAUGCAAGUUGAAAAUACUAAAGACUGCAUCACACCAGCCGAUGUUCUUGCCCUUGCUAAAAAGGCUAUGAUUGCCUCAAAAAUAGCAGCAUCUUUGGUGGAACAAUCAAAUAUUUUGGGAAUUGAAGUUGAUAAAUCAAACUUUUUAGGUUUUGAUGAAGGAUCAAACGAUGAUACUUUUUUUAAAGAAGAAACAACUGUUAGAUCAAGAAAGCUAUUGGAGAGGCGAUCCAAGAAACGUAAGGUCUCCAAGAAUCCAAACAAUUUUGUACACCAUGGUGCCAGUUCAAUGACCAUCAAUCAAAGCAAGAAGAUAGAUAAAAGGCUUGACUCCAAUGACCCCCUCAGGUUAUUCUUGUGGGGUCCUGAGACAAAACAACUGUUGACAGUUAAAGAAGAAAAGGAUUUAUUUGUUAAGAUAGAGGAUCUUAUGAGAUUGGAAAAAGUUAAAGAAAGACUUCAGUCACAAUUUGACCGUGAACCAACAUUGGCGGAGUGGGCUCAAGCAGUUGGAAUGAGCUGCCAAGAUUUACAGUCCUGCCUUUCUUCUGGGAGACGCAACCGAGAAAAGAUGAUUUAUGCUAAUUUUCGUCUUGUGGUACAUGUUGCGAGACAAUAUGAAGGGAAGGGCCUUAAUAUUCAGGAUUUGCUGCAGGAGGGAAGCAGGGGCCUUAUGAAGAGCUUAGAGAAGUUCAAGCCAAGAGCUGGAUGCAGAUUUCCAACUUAUGCAUAUUGGUGGAUAAGGCAAUCGAUCAAGAAGGCCAUAUUUAAAAACUCUCGAACCAUUCGGUUACCAGAAAAUGCUUUUGCACGAUUGAAAAGCAUAAGAGAAGCAAGGAGAUUGUGCAUUCAAGAAGGCCUUCUCCCAACAAAUGAAGAGAUAGCAAAACGUGUUGGCAUCACUGUUCAGAAGUUGGAAAUUUUGUUAUUGAACUCUAGAUAUCCAAUUUCAAUUCAAAGGCGUCCUUGGUUAGAUCAGGAUGUCACUUUUCAGGAAACAGUAGCAGACCCCAAGAUUGAGAUUCCUGAUCUUGUCAUAGCCAAGCAGAUGAUGAGGCAGCACGUACGCAAUCUUCUAAAUAUAUUGAAACCGAGGGAGAGGGUUAUAAUUCAGUACCGGUUUGGGAUCCGUUGCAGCGAACAGAAGUCUCUCUCGGAGAUUGGUGCCAUGUAUGGCCUUUCGAAAGAGAGGGUUCGGCAGCUAGAGAGCCAGGCGCUAGGCAAGCUGAGGAAGUGCCUCCAAAGCCAAGGUUUAGAAGCUUAUCUUGACUUGCUUAUUUGAGAGGUCUGCCAAUUGCAUUUAUUUAAUGGCAAUUGAGUUUCUGCACUUCCUCUACCAAUUAAUCCAUAUAUCAUCUAUGUAUCACUGUACAUACUACCAGUCUGUAAAUGGUUGGCAUAUCCAACUAUCUUGCUGGAACCAUUCAAGAUAUUUAGCAAACGUUGUGAUAAGAACAUAAACUUGUUGUUUUC
This is a messenger RNA of Musa acuminata AAA Group (dessert banana), 2143 nucleotides long. Its product is annotated as RNA polymerase sigma factor sigF, chloroplastic. Gene Ontology annotation, biological process: regulation of DNA-templated transcription; DNA-templated transcription initiation. Gene Ontology annotation, molecular function: DNA-binding transcription factor activity. The record is from RefSeq and is a predicted model, not a curated record. Bases 219 to 1952 code for a protein of 577 amino acids. The transcript is spliced from 9 exons. NCBI's taxonomy places the organism in Eukaryota, Viridiplantae, Streptophyta, Magnoliopsida, Zingiberales, Musaceae.